GACGUAAUAAAAGCGACAACUAUUUAAAAUGUUUCAAUACCUUUGUUUUGCGUUGUGUUGCUAAGUUGUUAUAAGAUUGCUCAUAUAUUUGCUUUGUUUUAAAAAUAAGAUUUUAAGAACAUGAUGACAGACAUGGAUCCAGCCAAGUCAAUUCCUGCAUUUUACGCCGGACAAAGUAUAUUUUUGACAGGUGCGACAGGAUUUCUGGGUAAAGUGUUUGCCGAAAAAGUAUUGCGGUCUUGUCCAGAUGUGCGUAAAAUAUUUCUGUUAAUACGUCCAAAGAAAGGACUAAAUAUUAACGAGAGACUCGAAAAAAUGUUAAACAUGCCGUUAUUUGACAAAUUGCGCGAAGAACAAUCUUCUAAUUUCGAGAAAUUAGUUCCGAUUUGUGGCGAUGUAAGUGAGAAGAGACUAGGUUUGUCGGCAGCAGACAGACAAAUGUUGAUUGAAAGAGUGUCUAUAAUAAUACAUGGAGCGGCAAGUGUGAGAUUUAAUGACACUUUAAAAAACGCCAUAUUUGCUAAUACUAGAGCAACGAGAGAUAUUUGCAUUUUAGCUCAAAGUAUGAAGAAUUUAAAAGUAAGUAAUUUUUACUCAAAAAAAAAAAAAAAAAAUAACAGUGUGGAUUUGUAUCUAUGAGUAGGUAAUGUAUUG
Messenger RNA from Temnothorax curvispinosus, 654 nucleotides. RefSeq names its product fatty acyl-CoA reductase 1-like. Lineage: Eukaryota; Metazoa; Arthropoda; Insecta; Hymenoptera; Formicidae. The transcript has 2 exons. Gene Ontology annotation, biological process: long-chain fatty-acyl-CoA metabolic process. Gene Ontology annotation, cellular component: peroxisome. The record is from RefSeq and is a predicted model, not a curated record. Bases 121 to 639 code for a protein of 172 amino acids. Gene Ontology annotation, molecular function: alcohol-forming very long-chain fatty acyl-CoA reductase (NADP+) activity.